UAAGGCUUAUAGAGCCAUCUGUUGAAGAAAGGAACGAAGUUUAGUGUCAUAUGAUUUUGAUCACAUCAGAAGUAGCGAUUAAUUGACGUUUUGUACUGUUGUGGUGAAUAAGAGUGCGUCACGUCGUUUGUCUCUCAGCUGUGCCGAUAUGUUGACGUCUCUGCGUCGAGCUUGCGGACUUCUUGCUCAGAAAAAUAUUAGAGCAGUACAAACAACAGCAAACUGUGCAUCAGACCAGCUGUUCAUUCACAGAGAUAGCGAGCAUGACAAUCCAAGCAUACCAUUCGAGUUCAAUGAUGCUAAUAAGAGACGUAUAGAGGCACUCCUCAAAAUUUAUCCAGAAGGUCACAAACGUGGUGCCAUGAUACCACUGUUGGAUUUGGCUCAACGGCAGCAUGGCUGGCUACCCAUCUCAGCCAUGCACAAAGUUGCGGAGAUAUUGGAUCUACCACGCAUGAGAAUAUACGAAGUAGCUACAUUCUAUACAAUGUUCAAUCGGAAACCCAUGGGGAAAUAUCAUGUGCAGAUUUGUACCUGUACUCCAUGCUGGUUACGAGAUUCUGACUCGAUAGUCGAAGCUGUGACAAAGGCUACAAACUGUGAGAUUGGUGGCACUUCUGCCGACAAGUUAUUCACAAUCUCUGAAGUAGAAUGUCUUGGUGCUUGCGCCAAUGCCCCUAUGUUCCAAGUGAAUGAUGAUUACUAUGAAGAUUUGACUCCAGAAAGUGCAAAAGCUAUAAUAAAUGCUUUUAAGAAAGGAGAAAGACCUCCACCAGGCCCACAAAACUCUACUAGAUAUGCGGCUGAUCCUGCUGGUGGUCUUACAUCAUUAACAACUCCGCCACCAGGUCCUGGAUUUGGUAUCAGAUCUGACUUGUAAUUGUUGUUCUUAAUAGGAAUAUAGUAUAUAUUAACGAAUGUACGGCAGAUGUUGUUAAUAAACAUAUAGUAAGACAGUGA
Dinoponera quadriceps is the source of this 960-nucleotide messenger RNA. RefSeq names its product NADH dehydrogenase [ubiquinone] flavoprotein 2, mitochondrial (gene ND-24). The record is from RefSeq and is a predicted model, not a curated record. The transcript is spliced from 4 exons. Gene Ontology annotation, biological process: mitochondrial electron transport, NADH to ubiquinone. NCBI's taxonomy places the organism in Eukaryota, Metazoa, Arthropoda, Insecta, Hymenoptera, Formicidae. The coding region runs from base 149 to 880 and encodes 243 amino acids. Gene Ontology annotation, molecular function: NADH dehydrogenase activity.